AUGAAUCAGCCUAGCAGAAAAAUUCAACUGUGCGCAGAUUCGGGUAACCGCAGAGGAUUCUAUGCGGUUGUGAAAGCUGCGUAUAGACCCAUACACCACGCUCAAAAUUCUCCAACCAGCGCAGAUGGCCAAACGCUUCUCACUGACAAAACCGCCAGCCUCUUGAAUCAGUCUGGUCCGAAGAUUUCCAAACUCUUUUCAAUGCCAACCGUAACAACGGGAGAAAUAUUGAAGAUUCGAAAAUUAGAGAGGAAAUCAGUCCGGAUUGUAUUGAGUAGCGUUGAGUUGCGACGUGGAGAAAAAUUUUCAUCAUUAACCUUGUUAGAGAUUCUUAGGAUAGUCUUAAAGUAA
Messenger RNA from Loa loa (African eye worm), 351 nucleotides. RefSeq lists its product as hypothetical. NCBI's taxonomy places the organism in Eukaryota, Metazoa, Nematoda, Chromadorea, Rhabditida, Onchocercidae. The transcript is spliced from 3 exons. The coding region runs from base 1 to 351 and encodes 116 amino acids. The record is from RefSeq and is a predicted model, not a curated record.